This is a messenger RNA of Tupaia belangeri chinensis (Chinese tree shrew), 1647 nucleotides long. It is a transcript of the gene TRADD, whose product is annotated as TNFRSF1A associated via death domain. Gene Ontology annotation, biological process: extrinsic apoptotic signaling pathway; positive regulation of canonical NF-kappaB signal transduction. The transcript is spliced from 5 exons. The record is from RefSeq and is a predicted model, not a curated record. Gene Ontology annotation, cellular component: tumor necrosis factor receptor superfamily complex. Gene Ontology annotation, molecular function: transmembrane receptor protein tyrosine kinase adaptor activity. NCBI's taxonomy places the organism in Eukaryota, Metazoa, Chordata, Mammalia, Scandentia, Tupaiidae. Bases 158 to 1114 code for a protein of 318 amino acids.
AAAGCUUGAGUUUGUGAGGCCUGACGGCUUUGGCGCCCUAGGGGCUCUGGGCUGAACUUUGGUUGCUGACUCUUUAGUAGCUCUGGCUCCCGCCGGGCAAUGUAGGUUCGGCUGAAACUCCGCAGACCUACCCCAGAGGUCAGUUUUCAGAAGGGGUAUGCGGUUUUUGGAAAGAGGAGAGAUGGCAGCUGAGUCAAAUGAGCAUGAAGAGUGGGUGGGCAGCGCUUACCUAUUUCUGGAGUCCUCGCUGGACAAGGUGGUCCUGUCGGAUGUCUACGCACACCCGGGGCAGAAGGUGGUCAUGUACAAGGCUCUGCAGACUGCAUUGGCAGAGAUCGGCGGGAGCCCGGAUGUGCUGCAGAUGCUCAAGAUGCACCGCAGCGAACCGCAGCUGAUUGUGCAGCUGCGGUUCUGUGGACGCCUGCUCUGCGGCCGCUUCCUCCGCGCCUACCGCGAGGGGGCGCUGCGCGCCGCAUUACAAAGGUGCUUGGCGGCAGCGCUCGCCCAACGCUCGUUGCCGCUGCAACUGGAGCUGCGCGCUGGCUCGGAGAGGCUGGACUUUUUGCUGGCGGAUGAGGAGCGCUGUUUGAAUUGCAUCUUAGCCCAGAAGCCUGAUCGGCUCCGGGACGAGGAACUCGCUGAGCUGGAGCAUGCGCUCCGGGACCUGACAUGCGGCUCAGGCGGCCAGGGUGACGACGUGGAGGUCACUUCGAUUGCUCCACAGUCCCUGGUGCCUUCUCCGUCGGAGGAGAAGCCGGCACCACCAUCUGGCCAGACUUUUCUGUUCCAGGGUCUGCCCGUAGUGAACCGCCCGCUGAGCCUGCAGGACCAACAGACCUUCGCGCGUUUAGUCGGCCUCAAAUGGCGCAAGGUGGGGCGCUCGCUGCAGCGCAGCUGUCGGGCGCUGCGGGAACCAGUGCUAGACACCCUGGCCUAUGAAUACGAGCGCGAUGGGCUAUACGAACAGGCCUUCCAGCUGCUGCAGCGCUUUGUACAGGCCGAGGGCCGCCGUGCCACGUUACAACGCCUGGUGGAAGCGCUUGAGGAGAAUGAGCUCACCAGUCUGGCCGAGGACUUGUUGGGCCUGACAGAUCCUGAUGGUGGCCUGGCCUAGGAGGGUCCUGAGGAAGGAGUGGUUUGCCAGGUGCCUAUCCAGGGAUCGGAGCACUGGGAUGAUCCUAGGGUUGCAUCUGCUGCUACUGCUGACCCUUAUGUAUCCACAAGACUCUGAGACCACAUCUUCUACCCCACUUAGCUUUUGUGCCGGAGCUGCUGGAGCUGCUGGGGCAGAGCCAGACAAGCACCUGCCAAGCCCGCUGGGAGUGCACUAUUGGGGAUUCCGCCCCCCAAAUUUUAUAGAGACAGAAUAUGUGGGUGACCUGCUGUGGAAGUCAACCUCACUCUCUUCCACCCCAGAGGGCUGCCAGCAGGCUGCCUUACUUCUUCACUACUGAACAAUUACUCAUUAACCGCUGGGACCCUCGGUGCCCUAGGCAUCAUCCUGGGAGCUGCAAACACUGUGGUGAAAAGACACACAUCCUGCCCACUCCCAGCUCACACUCAGUAUGGGACCCUAAAUCUUAAGCCACGGUAAUAAAUUCCAACCCUUCUUUUGAUGUGAGAAAUACAAAGUUGGAGAAGCAUUGA